Frieseomelitta varia is the source of this 452-nucleotide messenger RNA. RefSeq names its product neuronal acetylcholine receptor subunit alpha-2-like (gene nAChRb2). Gene Ontology annotation, biological process: signal transduction; nervous system process; regulation of membrane potential. The transcript has 3 exons. The record is from RefSeq and is a predicted model, not a curated record. Gene Ontology annotation, molecular function: extracellular ligand-gated monoatomic ion channel activity; neurotransmitter receptor activity; transmembrane signaling receptor activity. NCBI's taxonomy places the organism in Eukaryota, Metazoa, Arthropoda, Insecta, Hymenoptera, Apidae. Gene Ontology annotation, cellular component: synapse; membrane; neuron projection. The coding region runs from base 36 to 452 and encodes 138 amino acids.
GUUUCAUUGGGUGUGCUGCUCUUCUCGAUCUAUCCAUGUACAGUCACUUUGUUCCGUGCUCUCAUCGUUCAAACAUGAAGAAUUUAUUUCCUGCUUUGCUCGUGAUCGUCAAUAUCCUGCUAAACAAACAGGCGGCAUGCAUAAAGCUACGCUGCAAAGACAUCGUGGAUAAUUCCGCGCUUUCGCGGCUGAAGGAGUAUUUGUUCUGCGACUAUAAUCCUAAGGAUCGCGUGCUCGCGAAAAACAACGCCAUCGUUGUUAAUUUCGGGUUAAAUCUACACCAGUUCCAAGUUGAUGAGUUGACGAACACCGUUGAAUUCAGCGUUUGGGUACAAAUGGUUUGGACGGAGCCUCAUUUCACUUGGGACAAGUCGCAGUUUGACUCUAUCACCUCUCUUCGAGUGAAAAGCUAUCAGAUCUGGGUUCCGGAUAUCGUGAUGCAUAGCACGUGA